This is a messenger RNA of Annulohypoxylon truncatum, 1581 nucleotides long. Its product is annotated as ankyrin repeat-containing domain protein. The record is from RefSeq and is a predicted model, not a curated record. The transcript has a single exon. The coding region runs from base 1 to 1581 and encodes 526 amino acids. Lineage: Eukaryota; Fungi; Ascomycota; Sordariomycetes; Xylariales; Hypoxylaceae. Gene Ontology annotation, molecular function: protein binding.
AUGUCGACCACACCUCUCAGUACUUCCGGUGGCCAAAAGCUUAGCUAUGAUGUAUUUUACAUCAUGGUAGAGGAAGGGCAAAUCGAUGAAUGGGAUGAUAUCUGCUCCCUUCGUGAGACAUGCCGCACCCUAGCCAAAAUCUUAGGGCCGCCAUUAUAUCGGAAGGAUAUCAGAUACAGCUUAAAAAAGGAGGACAAGUGCAAGCGCAUAUAUCUGGAAAAUGCAGCUAAAGCUAACGCUAUACUAUCCGAACCCGUUUACAGUCCUAUUUGGAAACGUAGAAGGGGCUAUGACGAAUCAUCUGGCGACGACGAAUCGGACGAAAGCUACCCUGAUGACCGCAGUGACGAGGACGAGGGGCUUUUCCGAGAAUGGGAACCUCUCGAUCCAUCCACGUACUUCGGAAAGCAUCAGACAAAUUUGAACCGUCCAGUUGUCUUCAAGAUAAGAAGGACCGCUCUCUAUUGGGCUGCCCAGAAGGGGUAUACAGAAAUGCUCAAGACGGUUCUCAGGCAAGCAAAGCACACCGAUCGACGAUACUUGGACCUGAAAGUUGAAGGGGGAAAGACAGCUCUCGGAAUUGCUGCCAGGAAUGGUCAAACCGAGAUCGUCGAAUUACUUGUCAAGGCUGGAGCUUUUGUGGACGCACCUUCACCGUACUCGAGAACCUUUACUCGAAGACACCGGGGAGCGCGUCUUCGUGACGUGUCGCCAAGUCAUCCAUCUAACUUUGGUGAUCGACGACAACACUUUCUCACACCUCUCGGUAUCGCCAUUCGGUAUGGCAAAGAAGACACUGCAAUUUCCCUAGCACACCAUACCGAGCACCUGGAUCACCCUGGCUGGAACCAGUGGCAUACUAUAAUCUCACCCUUGACCCUUGCCGUGGUAAAUAAGAUGUACGGAGUUAUCAAAGUCCUGCUUUCUCGGGGGUACAAAGACUACGCCGACAUUAGCUAUUCAUACGAACGCGAGUGGCAUCCAAUGUGCGUCGCCGCCUCCCUCCCGAACAACGAAGAAAUGCUCGGAUUCCUUAUCAGUCACGGCAUGGGAGUAGAUACCAAAGGAUCUUGGGGUUGGUAUCCUCUCGAAAUGGCUGUCCACAGUGAAUGCGUCAGCAACGCCAUCUAUCUGCUUGGUCGUGAGGAGCCUGGCUACGUGGGUGACCGUAUCACUACCGCACUAUACAGAGCCAUGAUGCGCGACAGGAAUCUUGAAGUGACCAAAGCGAUCGCCGAGCGCCUGAAUUCUCUCGGCCACUUUGAGCUACUUCAAAGACAGCUUUGUGACACAGACUUCUCAAGGAAGCGUUCAAAAACGCUUUCCUUCAUGGCCAACCUGCUGGUUAGUGGGCUCAAUAAAGCCUACAUUAGAGAGGAUCAGACCUACAUCCAUUGGAUUCUAGAGAAGUCCGACAGCGAGCUUGGCUUCAGACCGCACUUCUGGUGCGAUAUAACACACAUAAAGGAAUAUGUCAAGGAUGGAUUCGAUAUCAAUGCCAAGGACAGGGAUGGGUACACAGGUGCCGAUUUGGCCAAGAAAAGCGGGAGGGAAUAUGCAUACAAAGAGCUCAUAUCUUAA